ACUCACAAACUACAGUUAGAGCGAAACUCCGAGGUGCUCAGUUAGCCCGGAGGUCGGAGAUUAGAGGCUUUAUCUUGCAUAUGUUGACUGUAUUUUAUUUUUUGCGGCACGUCAACAACAACAUUUGCAGCUCUCGCCCUGAAGUGACGCCGUUCUCCGCCGUGAACGUGCGCUGUAAUGCAGGGAGAAGUCAUGGACUGACCGGCGUUGGCAUCUCACCUUCGGAGCCGUCAGGACGGCUCUGUGCGGCAGGAGCCGGACUCAGUUCUAAGCUGGCAGGCUUAGCGGGAGGUACCGAGCAUGGAUGAGACGGGCAGCAGGAACAGCAGCCUCCAGAGGAAGAAGCCCCCAUGGCUCAAACUGGACAUCCCAACCAUCCAGCUGACACCGGACGACACACCAGCAGUCACUCAGCCUGUGAAGCGCUUGCGCAGCGUCAGCAUGCCGGGCGAAAACCCUCAGACCUGCAUCGCAGCCUUGGAAACCUCCAACAACUACCUCAAACCUCCCAUGGAGAGAGUGCCCUCCUUCAGGCAGUCAAUCAAGAAUGAGAAAAGAGUGCACUUCGACCGCCUCAACACGGUUCCUCCAAAAGGCCAGAGGGGCCUAAGAAGGGUGUCAACCAGCAGAAGGCGGUCCUGCAUCCCCAAAAUACUGUCCAGACGGCGUUCGUCCAUACCCAAACAGAUCAUCAGGGGCACCGCUGACUGGUUCGGGGUGAGCAAAGACAACGACAGCACGCAGCGAUGGCGGAGGCGGAGCCUGCAGCACUGCAGCAAUCUGUACGGGGGUCUGAAGACGCAGGUGAUGAGAGAGAUGGAGCUACACAGCCAGGACAAUCUCUCCCUGGCCAGCACAGAGACCCCUCCUCCCCUGUACCUCCCACCCCACCACCCCAGUCACCACCAUCCCUAUGGCAUGCAGAGGGUCGUGGACCCCCUGGCCCGAGGCCGUACCUUUCGCAUGGCGGACGAGGUGGACGGCAUCAGCGGCCUGCAAACUCCUGUGACACCCGGCACCGCUUCCCUCGGCUCUUUUUCCAGUUCCCGCUCCGCCCUCAACCGGCUGCCCAGAAGACGGAAGCGGGACUCCGUCGCGGUCAUGAGUCUGAAGGCCGCAGCAGCGCUAAUGAAGGGUCGGACAUUAGUCGACAGCUCCGCUGGACGACGUCGUAGACGGAGUUUCAUACCUCCUAGUUUCUUUGAAGAAGACACUGUGGAUUUCCCUGAUGAGUUGGAUACGUCUUUCUUCGCCAGAGAUGGCCUGCCUGAAGAGUUGUCCAGCUUUGCAGACGACGUUUUCGAGACGCCGUCGGAGGCAGAACUCAAACAGCUGGAUGAGAGUGUGCUCACAGGAAGUGUUCUGGAUAAGAGCAAACUGGAGAGGAGCCAUCUCAUGCUGCCUUUAGAGAGAGGAUGGCGCAAGGCAAAAGAUGGCUGUAUGGUCCAACCUAAAGUCCGUCUGAAGCAGGAGGUGGUGAGCUGCAACGGCCAUCAGCAGCGGGGGCAAAGGAUUGUAGUUCCUGUGAAGAAGUUGUUUGCCAGAGAGAAGAGGCCGUACGGCCUGGGCAUGAUCGGCCGCCUGACCAACCGAACGUACCGCAAGCGCAUCGACAGCUACGUCAAGAAGCAGAUAGAGGACAUGGACGAUCACAGGCCUUUCUUUGCCUACUGGAUCACAUUUGUCCAUCUACUUAUCACCAUCCUGUCCGUCACCAUUUACGGCAUCGCCCCCAUCGGCUUCACACAACACGAGACCGUGGACUCUGUGUUGAGGAAUAAAGGAGUUUAUGAAAAUGUUAAGUUUGUGCAACAACAGAACUUCUGGCUGGGUCCAAGCUCGGAAGCACUAAUUCACCUAGGUGCAAAAUUUUCCCCUUGCAUGCGUCAAGAUGAAGAGAUCCACAAAUUAAUCCAUGAGAAGAAAGCGAGCGAGAGAGAAUCAGGCUGCUGCGUGAGAAACGACCGCUCCGGCUGCCUGCAGACUUUACAGGAGGAGUGUUCGAGUACCCUGGCAGUGUGGGUGAAGUGGCCUCAUCACCCCAGUGCUCCAUAUUUAAAUGGUAAACUACGUCAGCACGGUGCAGUCUGCCAUCAGGACCCUCGGAUUUGUCAGGAGCCAGCCUCAGUUUCACCUCAUGAGUGGUCCGACGACAUCACACAGUGGCCGAUUUGCACGAGGUACAACUUUGGGAACCACACCAACCUUCCCCACAUAGACUGCACCAUCACAGGCCGGCCCUGCUGCAUCGGCACCAAAGGACGAUGUGAAAUUACUUCCAGAGAGUACUGUGACUUCAUGCAAGGCUACUUCCACGAGGAAGCAACUCUUUGCUCACAGGUUGCUUGUAUGGAUGAUGUGUGCGGUUUGCUGCCUUUCCUCAACCCAGAGGUCCCAGAUCAGUUCUCCCGGCUGUGGCUGUCUCUGUUUCUUCAUGCUGGGAUCCUACACUGCUUGGUGUCUGUGUUAUUCCAGAUGACGGUGCUAAGAGACUUAGAAAAGCUGGCUGGCUGGCUGAGAAUCUCCAUCAUCUACAUGCUCAGUGGCAUCACUGGCAACUUGGCCUCUUCCAUCUUCCUUCCCUACAGAGCAGAGGUGGGUCCUGCAGGAAGCCAGUUCGGCAUCCUGGCCUGCCUGUUUGUGGAGCUGUUUCAGAGCUGGCAGAUCCUUGAGAGACCAUGGCGAGCAUUUGCUAAACUGCUGGCCAUCUCUGUCUUCUUCUUCUCCUUUGGCCUUCUUCCUUGGAUCGACAACUUCGCCCAUAUCUGUGGUUUCGUUUCGGGAUUCUUCCUGUCCUUUGCCUUCCUGCCGUACAUCAGUUUUGGGCACUCUGACUCGUUCCGAAAGCGAAUCCAGGUCUGUGUCUUCCUGCUCAUCUUCCUGGGUCUGGUCUCCGCUCUGGCCGUUCUGUUCUACGUCUACCCAAUAAAGUGUGACUGGUGCGAGUACCUCACCUGCAUCCCCAUCACGGACAAGUUCUGUGAGAAGUACGACCUAAAUGCACACCUCCUCUGACUAAGCUGGACUCUGUCGGGAGUUUGUUCUUGGUACUCCGGUACUAUUUAGGACUGAGCAGGAAAAUGUUUCCUGGAAUAACAGUCAGUAUUUUGUAUGAAGCCAUGACUGUGAAAGCCACAGGUGACCCCUCUGUGAAUUCAGGCUGUGCAUGAACACCUUACAUAAUCUAUUCAUGUGCAUGGGGAUAGAAGGAUCCAACUUGGAGUUCACUGAAAGGGACCAAUAAGUGAUCAUGUGAUCGAUCUUGAGCUGGGCUGACGAACAACCUGCCAUACUUUUGUAAAACCCACUUUGCAGAAUCCCAUGAGCCAAAAAGAACACAGUUGCGGUAAACCGACAGGGAUUUUUGUAUCAUACUUUUUUUGUAAUGUUCAAAACCAGUUUUGUUUUGCCCUGGAAGUCUUCAGAGUUCAACCCAUCAAGAAAAAAAGGCCUCAAAAUGCUGAACGUGCCUUGACUACACAGGCUAUGUCUCUUUGUGUGGUCUUGUGUGUGUGUUCAUCUUCUUACGUUAAAAUUGUUGUUUUUUUUCAAUAGUAUAAAAUACUUUUGUUUUAAAUGCAAUUUUUUAGUGGCUGCCUCAUGGUUUUGUGUGGUUUACUUCUCUGGAACUCCUCCUGCCUCAGCCUUUAAUGCAUCACAGUCACAAACGGAUUAUUUUUUAAAUGAAACUCUGUCACAACGAUUAAAAACAAAAAAAAAUCUGAGCAAUUGUGCAUAAUUGUCACAGAGGUGAAUUUGUAUGUGUGUUGUUUUUAUUAAAGGU
Molecule: messenger RNA, 3784 nt
Organism: Cololabis saira (Pacific saury)
Lineage: Eukaryota; Metazoa; Chordata; Actinopteri; Beloniformes; Belonidae
Gene: rhbdf1b
Product: rhomboid 5 homolog 1b (Drosophila)
Exons: 20
Coding region: 301-3015 (904 amino acids)
Biological process (GO): regulation of protein secretion; regulation of epidermal growth factor receptor signaling pathway
Cellular component (GO): endoplasmic reticulum membrane
Molecular function (GO): serine-type endopeptidase activity
Source: RefSeq, a predicted model, not a curated record